Letharia columbiana is the source of this 591-nucleotide messenger RNA. RefSeq lists its product as uncharacterized. The record is from RefSeq and is a predicted model, not a curated record. Gene Ontology annotation, molecular function: iron ion binding; monooxygenase activity; heme binding. The coding region runs from base 1 to 591 and encodes 196 amino acids. The transcript is spliced from 3 exons. NCBI's taxonomy places the organism in Eukaryota, Fungi, Ascomycota, Lecanoromycetes, Lecanorales, Parmeliaceae.
AUGGAGUUUGCGAACUCCACUCUUAUACAGGAUGUCAUCCCGGAGUACUCCUAUUCCGACUGUAGCAACAUGCUUGGGUUGGAAGACUUUUCACCCAAGCAUCAUGAGUUCCAGCAACGGCCUUCAGAGCUUGUGGACUCAAUCCAGAAAUAUCCCCUUACGCUUCCAAUACUGAAGCCCUUCCCUGACUGGACGGUUUGGCUUACGAGUCCGCUCUUCGCCGAGAUCGGCACAUUGCUAAAGACCUUUGACCAUAAAGUCGAGUCUAUCUUCUCAGGCAAGGCCUCAGAAAAGACCAUAUCUCGUGUUCCAGCCGACGCCGAAAGUCUUGUUGGAGCAGGCACUUUGACCACGGCGCAUAUGCUUAAUAUGACGACGUACCACAUCCUCAAAAAUCCGCCGAUCUUACGUAUAAUGUGCAUUGAGUUUGGAGUUGCGAUUCCCAACGCUGCCAAUAAUCCAUCGCUCCAAACACUCGAACAGCUUCCCUGCCUCACAGCAAUUCUGAACGAAGGCCUCUGCAUAUCAUAUGGCACGAUCCAUCGCCUACAACAUGUUCACCCCAACAUAACCCUGACCUUUAACGAAUGA